Messenger RNA from Funneliformis geosporum, 4158 nucleotides. Lineage: Eukaryota; Fungi; Glomeromycota; Glomeromycetes; Glomerales; Glomeraceae. The record is from the annotation of a GenBank genome assembly.
AUGUCAUUUGUCGUUCUCUCAGUAUCCGGGCCUAAUGGCGCUAACGGUCAUAAUGGGCGCGAUGCAGCAAUACCUAGCGGAUCAUAUAAGAAUGGGAAUGAUGGAGAAGAUGCGACUAAACCAACCAGGGGAAAGGAUGCCGGCGUACCUUUGAAUAGGGAUAAUACUACUGGUGCCUCGAUUGAAUUUUCAGGCCAGUAUCGUAAAUCAGAGCAAUUUGUCGAUGAAAAUUUCCAAGAAACUUAUUCAUGUGAAACGGUUGAUUUGUUUGUUCUGGAUGCUCAUGGAGGUAGCGGGGGACACGGUGGUUACGGUGGAGACGGGGGGUAUGGUGCCACUGGUCAUUCCGGAAUGGACGCCACUCGAUACUCUAAUGGAACCAAUGGAGGAAGAGGAGGUGAUGGUGGUGAUGCAGGCGCAGGAACCAGCGGUGCAAAUGGCGGAAAAGGUGGUGCAAUCACCUUGCACAUGCGUGAUACUGACUCGGGAUUGCUAUUGAUGUUUGUGAAGGUAUGGACUCCAACAAUUUCCUACAGUCUGAACAUCAGUGGAGGACAAGGAGGCAGAGCUGGACAACAUGGAACACCAGGUAGAGGAGGAUAUGGUGGUAGAGGUGGUUCAGGUUAUUCAUGGACAGAAACACAUUCCUACACCGACUCCCGGGGAUAUACACAAUACACUACCACAUCUCAUUAUAAUCCAGGUGGCUUUUCAGGUCCUAGUGGUAGUUCUGGACGACGACCAACACAUCCUCUAUAUAACGGUAUUUCAGGAAUUGACGGAAAUUUCCGGUUCCUGAUUGAAGACAGCGUUACGAAUUACAUUACAGAAUAUCACGAAAUUUUUGAUAUACGUAUACAUCAGGUCAUUAUUCACUCCAUAACGGGGGUUUUUGAACCCGAAGCUCAAAUUCACUUAGACACUUUGACGAUCCUCAAUUUGUCGGAGAUGCCUACACCAAGACGAGAUAUCUGUAUUACAAUCAAUGAUAGCAUAUGGAUUCGCAAUCAGGAGGAGAAGGAGCAUAUCAUAUUGCCACAACUUAUCAAUCCAUACACCACCAAAAAAGUUGACUGUGAUCAACCAUUCACGUUUUCUCUCAAGAAACAUAGAGUGAAAAAUCCAGGUCCACCUCUUCGAGAUACUGAUACGUUGCACUUGACUGCAACAAUGACAGGGCUUAAAAGGUGGCUUCCAGCUUUCGAUAUCAACGGCCUUAAUAUCAACAUUAAAUAUCCUAUCGAGCUUACCCAUAUUUCACACAUGAACUCUAUGGUUGUUGGUCAUGUGGCUAAAGUAAUCUGGGGUGUGGAAAACACAACUGAGGUGGAUUUUGGUAGCCUCUCCAAAAAUGGGCGUUGCAUUCGUGUCAGAUUAGGAAAAACGAGUGGAGAGGUCUCAUCAUCUGCAUUACGGUUUGGCCUACAACCCGAACAGGAAGGAGUCGCUACUAUCCCUCCAGAGCAGACUUUGGAAAAGGAAUAUAUUUUUGAGAUUCCUUUGUUAAAGGCUGGUCAAACGCUACAGCUGGAGGCCACUUUAACGUUGGGUGAAGCAGAGAUUUUUGAAUGUGCAGAAUUUUGGAUUUAUCUAGAACUUGGAAAGAUUAACAAUCCUUCCAUACCAAAUGUCGUUCACAUUGAAUCCUUCAAUGUCAGAGUAUCGACGAUCUACCGCGGUUUUCCUGCUGGUUUCUACCCAGAUGUACUACUGGUCGCGAAUCAUAGAACAACACGCAAUGAGUUUUUGGCAUGGGACAACUUGCUCAAGCAGCAGUUCGGCCUCCGGUUCUUUAUAUGGGAUAUAUCACAAAUGGGCCAUUUUCACUUAACAAGGCCAAUACCAAUACUAUAUUCGACUGAACCUACCACGUUAAUGAAGGAUCUUGCUGGCAAGACAAUGAUUAUACUGGAUAAUCAGUUUGAUUAUGGAGAUUAUGCUAUAAAAGUUACAGCACGAAAUUUUGUGCUGAAACAUGAGUGGUUACAGGCAAUACAUAAAAAUGACAACAAAUUUUAUGUGGUUAAUCCCAAAGCUAACAAAAAUGAUUGUGUAAUCGCAUUGAAUGAAUUGAUAAGUACACCUUUUGAUGCAUUAAGACAGAAAAGGUUUACAUUUGAACGUGUUCGCAAUUUUACGCAACAACAUCUGGUGGUAAAAAAAACAGAUGAUUCUUCAGAACUCCCUGAUGAUGCAUCUGUUGAUGGUGAGCAAUUUACCACUGAUCCUGCGAUAUUGAUUGAUGAAGUUAUUGAAGUGCAGAUUAAAGCCAAGAUUUUCCGCAACAUAAAGAAACGAAUGUUCAAUAAGGCAAUUAAAGUCGAUAAAAAAUUGAAAAAGUUUCGUCCUCAUAUCCAGCAUCUUGUACACUACCAAUGGCAUGAGAUGGAAAAACGAUCCCUAAUUCAAACCUUUAAAAAUCGUGAUAAAAUAAACAAAAUGGAUGGUGGUUGUAUAACGAUUUUACCAUACCUAACGACUACAAAACGAAGGAUAAUCUUUGCAGCAUAUGCUUGGAAUGCAAGUCCUGCGGAAUUUAUUUUAUUGUCGAUGAACAUAAGAGGCGUUAUUGCAGGUUUGGGAAUCGAUGAUCACUUUCGUCUUUUGGAAAGGAUUUUUGUUACCGGACCCAUCAGUGAAGAUAACGAAACUGAUAACGUUGGUUUGUUCCUCACUGGUGGUCACCGAAUACUUGAUGAGAAUGAGCGACAGUUGGCGGAAAUACUCAAGCGGCAGAUCAUUUAUGAUGUUGCCGUUGAGUUAUCAAUUAUAUGUGAUGGGAAUAAUGACAAUUCUUCUCUUGAAGACGCGCAGGUUUUGGAGAUGUUGGAAAAUUUACGACGCUUGGUCUGGAAAGUAGAAUCAUUAAGCGGAAUAUCUAAUCUCCGAUUGAAAGCAACAAAAGAAGAAAAACCAUUACCAGCAAUUCCUGAAGAAAAUGAGGAUGUUUCAUCGCAGCAUUCAAUAGAAUCGAGUCGAGUGCAAUUCAAUGAUUUUGGUGAUGCUGUAGGAGAAACUCCUCAAAUUUACGAUGAUCUGACCACACGUAACGUACCAGAUACAACUGCUGCUGGUGAUCUUGGUGAAGUGGCGGAAACUGUUUUUUACAUAUUUCCCGUCAAACACGACACACUCCUCGGCGAGUGGAUGAUGGAUGCACUAGCUCAUCUUUAUGCCUUCAUUAAAUGUCUUAGAGCAGGAAUCAAUCAAUCUAUUUUACCUAACCGAAGAACUGCAAAGGUGCAACAACAAUCUAUGGACCUUCUCCAUCGUAUAGGAGACGCCACGAUUAUUGAUUUUGUUGAUCCAAGAUCUUCAGCAAAGUUAGAAUCUAUACGUCAAGAGCAGUUAAACCAGACAUCGAAGGAGUUGCCUAACUCAUCAGAACUUCUAAUCAUCGGUGAUGAGAAAUCAAAAAGAUCCAUAUCUAUGGUAUUGAGGUUAUCUUCAGAACCUUCCAUUAUUGGGAAUGAGAAAUUAGAAAGAUCCAAGUCUAUGGAAUUUAGAUCUUAUACCCUUUCAGCUCAAGACGAAUCUCAAGAUCACAUUUUUGAUGAUUCAACAUCCUCGACUUCACCGAUUUCUAUUUCAAAUCAAUUCAAUGGAACUUCUGUUAUUCCGUCGCCACUGUCUGUUGCUUCUGGUCUUUCAUUUGCAUCAGCUAUGACGAGCGCAACAAGGAUUUCUUCAACUAGUUUUUCUUCUAGUGGCACUUCAGCUUCUCGUUCUCGCAUCUUGAGUGAAGUUGCAACUUCAAAACAUGAUUCAGAAGCAUUACAAUCAGUGGAAGAAGGGUUCGUAGACGUUCUUGUUAUGAUUUUUGACAGAAAAGGUUUUACUAAUUUACCCUAUCCUUAUAUUUUUCAAGAUGCAAAUUACAAUUUUGGAGGCGUUUUUGAUCCAUCAAGAAAAGACUUACGUCGGAAUGCUAUGGAAACUAUUUUUGGGCCUUUCGAAUCAUUGGUCGACAAUACAUUGUAUGGACGCAACUUUGAGAAGAAAAGAGACGGCCAGGUUGGAGGUGUGAAGAAUAUAGUUGUCACAGACUCAAUUUAUUCACAACAAAGAGCAAAUGAAACUAUUAGGAAUAGAAAUAUGGAAAACAUGAUUUCCAAGUUCCUUGAUUUCCAAAAUAGAAUGAUAAAGGAUACUAUAUGA